AUGGUUAGAAAUCGUAAACUUAAAAGAUUAGAACAUUCAUCUCAAAAGGUACAACGAAAUUAUGAUCAACAAAACUAUUGGAAUAAUCGUUAUGAAGCUAAAUUAAAAGGAAAAAUUGUCGAUGAAGAUGAUGAUCAUACAGAUGAAUGGUAUUUCUCUUAUUCAGAUGUAUCAGAUGUAUUAAAAUCAUAUUUAAAACAAUUUCAUCGACAAUCUCCUAUACUUGAUAUUGGAUGUGGUUUAUCGAAUAUAUUAAAUGAAUUAUCAAAAGAUCAUUUUAUCGGUCCAUUUGUUGGUAUUGAUUAUUCUUCUAUUGUUAUUAAUCAAUGUAAAAAGAUAAAGAAAAAUUCUAAGUAUCAUUAUUUAACAUUAGAUAUGAUGCAAAAACAAAAACCAUCUUUACCAUUUAAUACAUUUGGUAUUAUUAUUGAUAAAGGAACAACUGAUGGAAUUCUUUGUAAUAAAUCACAUCUAUCAACUAUUUCAAAUAUGUAUAAACAUGCAUCAAGUUUAUUAUUAUCAAAUGGUCUUUUUAUUAUAAUUACAAUAAAAACUGUUGAUGAUAAAGAUUGGUUUGAAGAUUGUCUUAUACCAGCCCUCAUGCAAGGUAGUGAAAAUCAACAAACAAAAUUUAUUAUUCAUUUUCAUCGUUGUAUGCAAUAUACAGAUGGUAGUGAGAAUGGUCCUAAUAUAUUUGUCAUUGUUAAAUACGAUUGUAAAUCGUAUUCAUUGCGUUCAUCAGCAAAUCGAGUAAAACAAGAUUUAUCUCAAAUAGUAACUGUUAAAUGUUACUAG
This is a messenger RNA of Adineta steineri, 795 nucleotides long. The record is from the annotation of a GenBank genome assembly. NCBI's taxonomy places the organism in Eukaryota, Metazoa, Rotifera, Eurotatoria, Adinetida, Adinetidae.